GCUCCUUCCGCCUUCCCGGCAGGCCCCGCGCGGCGCCUGCGCGCUCAGUGACUUUUUCCGAGUCAUCAACUGUGAAUUGGGGUUGGUUAAGCCGCUAGUCCUUCGCAGAGAUGCUUCAAAGCCUUAUUAAGAAUGUUUGGAUCCCCAUGAAGCCCUACUAUACCCAAGUUUACCAGGAGAUUUGGGUAGGAACGGGGCUGAUGGCUUUUAUCGUUUAUAAAAUCAGGAGUGCUGAUAAAAGAAGUAAAGCCUUGAAAGCUUCCAGCCCUGCGCCUGCUCAUGGUCAUUAACGAGCUCUCCUGGGACGGGACGUCGGUCUGGCUGCGCUGUGGGAACGUGGGACAUCGGGUUGACUUGCAGCAGUGCCGCUGCCCUUGGGCAUGAAUAAACGUACCUGUGAGACCCAC
This is a messenger RNA of Kogia breviceps (pygmy sperm whale), 407 nucleotides long. RefSeq names its product ATP synthase membrane subunit j (gene ATP5MJ). The transcript is spliced from 4 exons. Gene Ontology annotation, cellular component: mitochondrion. The record is from RefSeq and is a predicted model, not a curated record. Bases 111 to 290 code for a protein of 59 amino acids. NCBI's taxonomy places the organism in Eukaryota, Metazoa, Chordata, Mammalia, Artiodactyla, Physeteridae.